AUGGCGGCCGGGCAAGGCGGAGGCACCACGGGCGGAGGCGGAGGAGCGGGGGGCUCCGGGCCCAGCUCGGGCCCCGCCGGCCCUCCGCCUUCGUCCCCGCUGUCCCUGCCGCCCCUUCCUCCGCCACCCCCUCCGCUGCCUCUCCCGCCGCCUCCGCCGCCGCCCUGCUCGGAGUUGGGCCUGCCGGGCUCGGGGUUCUUCGGGCUGCCGGCGCACCUCACGCUCUCGUACCCGGGCACCGGGCCGGCCUGGGCGGCGGGCGGCGGAGGCGCUUCGUCCGGCGGCGGCGGCGGCGGCGGCGGCGCCUCGUCGUCCGCGUCGUCUUCGUCGUCGUCCUCCCCGGCGCCUCCCUCGGGCCGCAGCCUGGAAAAGGCCCUGGAGGAAGCCGGCAGCUCCGGCAUCCUUUGCCUCAGCGGCAGGAAGCUCCGGGAGUUCCCGCAAGCCUCCGGAGCAGCGCCCGGGGCCGCCGCCUACGACCUCAGCGACACCACCCAGGCCGAUCUCUCCAAGAACAGAUUUACUGAAAUUCCUCCUGAUGUAUGGCAGUUUUCACCACUCGAGACAUUGAACCUCUAUCACAACUGCAUCAAAUCAAUCCCUGAAGCAAUUAAAAAUCUGCAAAUGUUAACAUAUCUCAAUAUCAGUCGAAAUCUUUUAUCAACAUUGCCAAAAUACUUGUUUGAUCUGCCACUUAAAGUUUUGGUUGUCAGCAAUAAUAAACUUGUGUCCAUUCCCGAAGAAAUUGGAAAAUUGAGAGAUAUAAUGGAAUUGGAUAUUAGCUGUAAUGAGAUCCAAGUCCUUCCCCAGCAAAUUGGAAAGCUGCAGUCACUACGAGAAUUAAAUUUAAGAAGAAAUAAUAUUCAUAUACUACCUGAUGAAUUAGGAGACCUUCCCUUGGUCAAGCUGGACUUCUCAUGUAAUAAAAUCACAGAAAUACCUGUGUGUUUCAGGAAGCUACAUCGUUUGCAAGUCAUAAUUUUGGACAAUAAUCCAAUGCAGAUACCACCAGCACAGAUAUGUUUAAAGGGCAAAGUACACAUAUUUAAAUUCCUCAGCAUUCAGGCAUGCCUCAGAAUAGAUAAAAAGCCGGAUUCCUUGGAUCUUCCAUCCUUGGGUAAAAGAAUUCCUUCCCAGCCGCUCACAGACAGUAUGGAAGAUUUUUAUCCAAAUAAAAACCACGGCCCAGACUCUGGCAUUGGCAGCGAUAAUGGGGAUAAAAGGUUAUCCACAACAGAACCAUCCGAUGAUGACACAAUCAGCCUUCACUCUCAGGUAUCAGAAUCAACAAGGGAGCAGACACUCAGAAACGACAAUCAGUUACUAGGAAAUAAACCUGAGCUGCAUAAAGACCCAGAAGUGUGUGAUUACCUUGACCCCAGCUCAGAGGAUGUGGCUUCCUGUGAUCAAGGAGAUGUACAAACUGGGCCAUCGAUCUCAUAUAUUAAGGAACGAGCAAAGCAGACUGAAAAGUCUCAGAAAACAGAAGAAAAUGAAAACUGGGAAGAUGAGAAGAGGGUUCAGAAGGAUCAGGUAUUGGCAGAGGAAGAUGAUGAACUGAAAGAAGUGACUGACCUAAGGAAAAUAGCUGCCCAGCUGCUGCAACAAGAACAGAAGAACAGACUUCUGAAUCACUCCACGUCAGCAAGUACAAGAAACAGACCAAAACAGACCAUGGAAUCAGAAAAAAGCCUUUCAGCAGAUGAAGCAAAUUCUCCAUCAUCCCCAUACAGUUGGCAGUCACUGGAGAAUCAGAAGGACCACCCAGAUGAGCAACACUGGCCGGACAUGCAGCCAGUUAUCUGGCAAAAUGAGGAGAGGAGGCGGAGCAAGCAAAUCAGAAAAGAAUAUUUCAAGUACAAGUCUUCCCGGAAGAGUUCAAGUGGCAAUGAAAAUGAUGAGCAAGACAGUGAUAAUACUAAUGUGUCCCCACAGUCUCCUGUGUCAUCCGAGGAUUAUGAAAGGGCCGAUGGCAAUUCUCAUGGUCCUUUUGGACUGAAGCCCAGAUCAGCUUUUGGCCGCUCUCGCCAGGACUACAGUGCCGUAGACCCCGGAUUCACAAUGAGGAGGAAAAUGGAGCACUUAAGGGAAGAGAGAGAACAAAUAAAGCAGCUGCGCAAUAAUCUAGAGUCGCGAUUGAAGGUCAGUUUGCCAGAUGACAUUGGAGCAGCAUUAAUGGAUGGGGUGGUUCUGUGCCAUUUAGCCAAUCAUAUAAGACCUCGAUCUGUUGCCAGUAUUCAUGUCCCAUCACCAGCUGUGCCUAAACUCAGUAUGGCAAAGUGCCGAAGAAAUGUUGAAAACUUCCUUGAUGCUUGCAAAAAACUAGGUGUCCCACAGGAAAGACUUUGCCUGCCCCAUCACAUUUUGGAAGAAAGGGGCCUUGUGAAAGUUGGAGUUACUGUUCAGGCUCUUCUUGAAAUACCUUCAUCUAAAGCAUCACAGCUUUCCUGCCUGUAACAGGACACUCAGAGAACCAACUUGUUACCAUGAUGUGUGUUGAUGUGGAUUGAUUCCAGUUCAGCUUCUUUCAGAGGAACACCCUAAGCCAUCAGAAGUGAUUGCAGGCCAGAUAUUGUGGACAGCCUUACUUUAAGCAUAUGUGUUAUGUUAAACUGACAGUUUUCCAGUAUGGUAAAGAAUUGUUCUGCUUGCUUGCUUAAUCCAGAGCCAUAAGGGAUUUUGAGAUUAUCAAAUUCUCUUUUUCAAGGUAGUACACAUUCUGAGUUCUCUCAUUAAUAUUUCAUUAUUUCUUUUUCCUAUUUAAUGCUACACUGUGUUAGGCUGUCUCCUAGGUUUGCUGCGCACGUUUUAUAAUGAGCAAGAAACAUAGAGCUUUGGAGAUUUUUAUAUGGCAAAGAGUCCCCAACCCGUUGCUGGUUCUUUGUCAUGUAUGCAUUUUGAAAAAUGUGCAAUGCUGUCUUGCAUAUAUUAUGGUUUUAGUGCGUGCAUUAUGGGGUCACGCUAAAAAAUAUAAUAUGCAUAGCAGCUCUUAAGCACAUUUCCAUUAGAAAGAAGUCUAAAGUUAUUUUAUGUACUUUUUUUUUCAACAACAGCAAAAGAAUCACUGCAGCAUGGUGUGAGAAAUCUGGAUGAUAAAUCAUGUGAUGCAUUUUUUUCAGUUUCCAGAAGAUUGUGUCCCUAAUUUCUUGCACUUCUUACUGUUGUACCAUCUCCCGUAUUUUAGUUGGGCGGAUGAUGAUGAUGAUGAUGAUGAUGAUGUUGAUAUUGAUGAUGCUGAUGGCAGAAUAAGAUACAGUAUAAAGGACAAGUUUUAUGUGGGUUUUUCAGUAUUCUAGGUUGGUGCCAAAAUAUUUUUUUCAGUUGUACUGUAGAUUGUUUACAUGUGAAGUGCCUGUGAUAACUCUUUUACUAGUCUUAAACUUUUUUGCAAUUUCUUUGUGUCUCAAUAGAUGCAAUGUGUAUUUUUGAAUAUUAGGUUUUUGUAAGAUUGGUAACGUAAAGUUUAAAGGACUAACAUCUGAGUGUUGGAUGUUCUUCAGUUUGCACAGUUUGAAUUUAUUAGGUUUGGUUUUCUAAAGAAAAAAAUGUAAAUAUGCUUUUAUUUAUCCUAUUUAAUUUGAUACUUAAUCAUUUUUUCAAUGUAUUGUUGGGCAAUGGACGCCACUUUCUUUAAAUUAUUUUCUUUGUUUGACACUUAACAGUGACAUAUGGCGUGAUUUAAAUGGGAGUCGUACAGAAGCUUAUGAGUUAAGGAUGUUGAGGUAAAACUGCCAAAUAAAUAAAUCUCAGGUUUAUAUUGUGA
Molecule: messenger RNA, 3760 nt
Organism: Lacerta agilis (Sand lizard)
Lineage: Eukaryota; Metazoa; Chordata; Lepidosauria; Squamata; Lacertidae
Gene: LRCH2
Product: leucine rich repeats and calponin homology domain containing 2
Exons: 21
Coding region: 1-2454 (817 amino acids)
Molecular function (GO): protein binding
Source: RefSeq, a predicted model, not a curated record